Mitosporidium daphniae is the source of this 369-nucleotide messenger RNA. Its product is annotated as 60S ribosomal protein L22. Lineage: Eukaryota; Fungi; Microsporidia. Bases 1 to 369 code for a protein of 122 amino acids. Gene Ontology annotation, molecular function: structural constituent of ribosome; RNA binding. Gene Ontology annotation, cellular component: ribosome. Gene Ontology annotation, biological process: cytoplasmic translation. The transcript has a single exon. The record is from RefSeq and is a predicted model, not a curated record.
AUGGCCAUUAUCAAACCAGCUCCCAUUCCGUCUCGCAAAUUUGUGAUUGAUUGCACCAAGCCCGUUAACGAUGGUGUUUUUGAUGUUGCUUUAUUCGAAAAGUUUCUCCAUGACCGCAUUAAGGUGCACGGAAAAACAGGAAAUCUUGACCAUAUCGUCAAUGUUUCUCGCUCUGGAGCCGUUGUGACCAUCAGCGUACAGAACAUCGAGUUUUCCAAGCGCUACCUCAAAUAUCUGUCAAAAAAAUUCCUGAAAAAGAAUUCCCUCAAGGAUUGGCUUCGUGUAGUUUCUCUUGACAAGGCUACCUACCAGCUGAGAUACUACAACAUCAAUGCUGAUGCUGCAGAGGAGUCUUCUGAUGAAGAAUAG